UUUGGGCAGCGCUUUGGUUCUAGGGUCCCUGCAUCUGUGAUUGUAAGUGCUUGGUUUCUCUUCUGCAAGCUCUCCUAUAGUAGCAAAAGAAGGUUCUGAAACCAUGUCUGGACCUCAUUUCACAAAGCAAGCUUGUGAUGUCGAAAUCACCGAAGAAGAGAGAAAGACGAGGAUUGGGUCAUUGAAGAGGAAGGCAUUGACUGCUUCUGCCAGGUUCAGAAACUCUUUGACAAGAAAGCAUAGGAGAAGCCAGAGUAGAGUCUUGUCUGUAGAAAUCGACGAUGUGCAUGACAUUGAGGAGAUGAAGACUGUUGAUUCGCUUCGUCAGGCACUUAUAUCGGAAGAGCUUCUUCCUACCAAGCACGAUGAUUAUCAUAAGAUGCUGAGAUUCUUGAAGGCCAGGAAAUUUGAUAUACAGAAAACCAAGCAAAUGUGGUCCGACAUGCUUCAGUGGAGGAAGACAUUUGGUGCUGACACAAUACUGGAGGAAUUUGAGUUCAAGGAACUCGAUGAAGUCGUGAAAUACUAUCCUCAAGGACACCAUGGAGUUGACAAGGAUGGACGGCCUGUUUAUAUUGAGAGAAUAGGCCAAGUAGAUGCAAACAAGCUGAUGGAAACCACAACAAUAGAUCGCUACGUGAGAUACCAUGUCCGCGAGUUUGAAAGGACAUUUGAUGCUAAAUUCCCGGCUUGUUCAAUAGCAGCAAAGAAGCACAUUGAUCAAAGUACAACUAUUUUGGAUGUGCAAGGAGUGGGACUUAAAAGUUUCAAUAAAGCUGCCAGGGACCUUAUUACUCGCCUUCAGACGAUUGAUGGCAACAACUAUCCUGAGACCUUGAAUCGUAUGUUUAUCAUCAAUGCUGGUUCUGGUUUUAGAAUGUUGUGGAGCACUGUGAAGUCCUUCAUUGAUCCAAAGACAACUGAAAAGAUAAAUGUCCUUGGUAACAACUAUCAGAGCAAGUUACUUGAGAUAAUUGAUGCUAGUGAGUUGCCAGAAUUUUUAGGAGGUGCAUGUACUUGUGCUGAUCAAGGAGACUGUUUACGUUCUGAUAAGGGCCCUUGGAAGGACCAAUUGAUAAUGACGAUGGUCCAGAAUGGUGUUCAUAAAUGUACAAAGAAACCUCCUGUUCAAACAAGUGAAAUGAAGACGGUAUCAGAGGGACGUGAAGCAGCUGAUGUGCAACCUUUGUCUCCUGGACCUUCUCGUUUUCACAGAGAAUCUUCCAUGACUAAAAGUAUCCAAGGGCCUUUCAACUAUCCCCCAACUGCGGCUUCAUCAUGGCAAACAGCGGUUAAUAAUGGCAAAGCAGGAGGUUAUUAUGAUACUCCCAUUACUCCCAGAGUUUAUGAUGGGUUCGGCUCUCAGGUUCUUGCUGGUAUUGUGGCAUUUAUCAUGGGGAUUGUUGCGAUGGUCAAAUUAACCCACAACAUGCCAAAGAGACUCACAGAUUCCACCUUUUACUCAAGCACUGUAUAUGGUGAUGAUGCCGUGUUCAGACGCCAGCCUUCAUGCUCUAGCAUCGUCAGUUCAGAACUCAUGUCUGUCAUGAAACGUAUGGCUGAAUUGGAAGAGAGAGUUAAACCAUCUUCCAAACCACAUGAGAAGGAGGAACUGCUGAAUGAAGCUAUGAGCAGAGUCGAUGCCUUGGAGCAUGAACUUAAUGCAACAAAGAUGGCUCUCCAUGAGUCGCUUGCGCGACAAGACGAGAUUUUGGCACCUAGGAAGAACAAGAAGAACAAGAGGAAGAAAAUGAUGAAAUUCAUGUGCUAUCAUGGUUAAUCCAGUUGCAUAUUCUGAAGGUGGAGUUUGUGUCAUUCCACAUGGUGAAGGGAGACCUGAAGAAUAUGCUUGCUUUGAUUGAUGGUUUUCCAAAGCCGCCCCCCAAAUGCA
Argentina anserina (silverweed cinquefoil) is the source of this 1891-nucleotide messenger RNA. Its product is annotated as phosphatidylinositol/phosphatidylcholine transfer protein SFH12-like. The coding region runs from base 104 to 1780 and encodes 558 amino acids. The record is from RefSeq and is a predicted model, not a curated record. The transcript is spliced from 13 exons. NCBI's taxonomy places the organism in Eukaryota, Viridiplantae, Streptophyta, Magnoliopsida, Rosales, Rosaceae.